Molecule: messenger RNA, 627 nt
Organism: Fusarium subglutinans
Lineage: Eukaryota; Fungi; Ascomycota; Sordariomycetes; Hypocreales; Nectriaceae
Product: transcription factor Zn C2H2
Exons: 4
Coding region: 1-627 (208 amino acids)
Source: RefSeq, a predicted model, not a curated record
AUGUUUCCUCCAGCAAAGAACGGCAGAGACAGGCCAAUCGUUGCUGACUGGAUGGCGGGUGUCCAGUCCCUUCUUCCCGCAGUGGACUUUGAUCACCCCAAUGACAGUGCUGAACCUAAUCGUCAUCCGGAUAUUAGUGCCAUUGAUUUUUCAACCGACGACUUCAAUUUCGCGACAGAUCUAACAGACGACGUAUUCUCAAACCGACUGCCUCUACUAUGCGAUGGUACAUUUGACGAUUUCUUUUCAUUCGAUCACGAUGCCAAGAUCUUAUCUUACAGUGGCAGUGACAAUUCCUACCCCAUCUCCCCAUUGACAGAGAUGGCCCAAUCAGCCAACACGCGCGCCGACGACGAUCAACGCAGUCGCAGCCCCCGAUCCAAGCGAGCCAACACCACCACUUCCACUACUGCAGGAACACAGCAGCAGCAGCAGCGUGACACACCGGAUCUCAGGUGCUGGGACCACGGGUGUAACGGGCAGUUGUUUACGACGCUGAGCAACCUGAAGCGGCACCAGAAGGAGAAGUCCAGCCAGCGGCCCUCUUACCCGUGUAAUAUGUGCGGAGCCAUCUUUAGUCAAUUCGACGACAUUCUAAUGGGAGGGUACGGCCGAAUAGAGCGUUGA